Paracoccidioides lutzii Pb01 is the source of this 291-nucleotide messenger RNA. RefSeq lists its product as hypothetical. The record is from RefSeq and is a predicted model, not a curated record. The transcript is spliced from 2 exons. Bases 1 to 291 code for a protein of 96 amino acids.
AUGCGGGAAAUCGUCAUAGAAAUGGCAAGAGAGGGGGCUGUAAACAUAGGACCUGGAAUGGGGGAGGACGUUUCUAUGGAGGAUGUGGGUGUAGACAGCGUGGAGCAAAUGGAAGAAACAGAGAAGAUUCCAGGGCCUGGGCAUAAGGGUGAGGAUCCAAAUGGACUCGCAUGGUGGUCCAGCUGUGGUCGGUGGCACCAACUGCAACCGCAAAAGGGACGGCCGUUUUCCGCCAACGGGAAGGGACCAUUUCCCGCCCUGGAGGCCUUCAAAGGCAGAUUGCAUAUGUAA